This is a messenger RNA of Heterobilharzia americana, 4598 nucleotides long. NCBI's taxonomy places the organism in Eukaryota, Metazoa, Platyhelminthes, Trematoda, Strigeidida, Schistosomatidae. The record is from the annotation of a GenBank genome assembly.
GACCUUAGGCUUAGGAGAUUUAUAAAGUUAUGUCUGUGAAGGUCAUGUUAUUCCGCUCGUUUGCCAGUCAUGUUAAAAUUGCUAGGAACCAUAUUCUCCCUACUUACUACUUCCAGAAAAGCCUUCCGACACUGAAUGUUCCACAGCUUGCGUCUUCGCUGGACAGAUAUAUGAAAUCACAGCAAGCACUUCUCAGUGAUUCAGAACUACAGUACACGUCAAAAGUUGUCACUGAAUUUUUGCAUGGAGAAGGUCGCAGAUUACAGAUAUCUUUGGAGGACUUUGCUAAAUCUAAUCCCCAUACUAGUUAUAUUGCUAAUAUGUGGUCUCAAAUGUAUUUGCGUGAUCGUCAACCAGUUGUUUUAACCAACAAUUCUGUAAUGGUGUUUAAUAAUACAGAACUGGGUAGAGGGUAUGAUCAUCCGGCAAUCAGAUCAACUAAUCUGGUGUACAGUACUAUUCAUUUUUAUAAAUUACUUUAUACAAGUGAAUUGUCUCCACCAAUGUAUUGCCCAAAAGCAGACUGGUCUAAAUCUGCAUUUUUUCGAAGAGUGAUGAGAUUUGCACCACAAGCUUUUGCUUCAAAUGUUGCUCAUCUGUUCAACGUUUAUCCUCUAGAUACAAGUCAGUUCAAUAAUAUGUUCUGUUCCGCUCGUCUGCCUGGUGCUGAUUGUGACAAACUGGUUAGCUUCAACCAUUCACACCACUUACUUGUCAUUCAUAAAGGACAUUACUAUUACUUUGAUGUAUUGGACGAAUUUGGAGAACUUAUUUCCCCAAGUCAACUGUUCAGUAAUCUACAGUUUAUUUUAAAGCAACUCAAGUUAACUAGUCCACCACCUCCACCAAUUGGUGUCAUUACAACGAUGCAACGUGACAAAGCUUUUACAACUCGUCAACGUUUAGUUGAUUUAGGCAAUAAAGCUUCAUUGAAUUUGAUUGAUUCUGCGUUGUUUAUCUUGGCGUUGGACGAUGAAACAUCUACCAAUCAUGUUAAUACGCUACCGAACUUUCUCUCCGGUUCAUCACAGUCUCGUUGGUUCGAUAAAAGUUUCACUUUGAUUAUCAAUCAAUCUGGUUACGCAGCUAUUAAUUUUGAGCAUAGCUGGGGUGAUGAUGCCUUUGUUUCACGUCUAUUCGCUGAUGUAUAUAUGAAUUCUGAAAAGUAUCCAGCUGUAAGCCCAACAUUGCUUGAAAAUACUGAUAGUCUUCCACAACCAGAUGUUAGACGCAUUGAAUGGAUAUUGGACGAUGAUUUCCUUCUGAAUAUUAUUCAACCUAGUCAACUGGCUUAUGAUGAAUGGAGGAAUAAUUUAACUUUCAGUUGUAUAGAAAAGAGAGAUUCACUUAAUCGACGCUUAUGUAAAUCCGCUGGUUUAGAACCUGACAGUAUAAUGCAGUUGUCAUUUCAGCUAGCUUACGAUACUGUACAUGGUGAACGUGUUGCCGCAUGUGAACCAUGUAAUACUUCAACAUUUAAACAUGGACGUACUGAAACUAUCCGUUCAGCUACUGUAGAAACAAGAAAAUUUAUUGAUCUAAUGCGUAUUCAUAAAAAGUCUUCGAUUUCCGUGACAAGCACGCCUAUUUCAUUAAAUGACAUCACUUUGUCUGAUCUGUUCACUUCUCUUCGAGCCUGUUCGAGUAAGCAUUCUCAGCUAGUUAAAGAAGCAGCUAUGGGUCAAGGCUGGGAUAGGCACUUAUUUGCCUUGCAUCAGUUGGCAUUGGGUGAUUCACAAUGUUCAUUACCUAAUUUAUUCCUUGAUCCUAAUUAUGAAAAGAUUAAUCAGUGUUUGUUAUGCACAGCUGCACUGUCUACGCCUGGUCUUGCACUGAGUGCAUUCGCAGCUGUCUGCCUUGAUGGUUAUGGUAUCACAUAUGCUAUAGAGGAAGAUUGUUGUGGAAUACAAGUAACUUCUUGGUCUAAUUCAUCGAAAGCUAGCGCUGUUCAAUUGAAAGAUGCAUUUUCUGAAAGUAUCAAUCAUCUUACCAAAUUGAUAGAAGCAUGUUCAGUUAGUGGAUGAAGUGCAUGUGCACAACCAUACAAGAUCCAUUUUAAUUAAUCAAGAGAUAGUUUCUCUGUAUAUAAAAAAGCUCCAUUUAUUUCCAUUAGUUUUAUGCAAGAUUUUCUGAACAAUUAUCCAUAUGUCAUUUAUACUUUAGAUCUUGUACUUUCAAUACGCAAAUGUUAUUAGUUUUAAGCAGUGGAAUUGUGUUCACUCAACUUGUUCAGUUCGAACAAGUUACCUUCCACUUCAGAAUCAAUACUUGAUCGUUCCUGCUUUCAUUCGUUCGAAAUAUGCCCAGGCCAAAAAACGGUCGAAACAGGGUUGGGGCAAAUAUGGGGUUGAGUGAGUGCUACUAAUGAAAUAUUUAGCAUUGGUUAUAAUUUUCACCGGCGUAAGGUCAAUAAGUUUGGUAGGGAUCACUUUUUAACGGAUGAGAUAAUUCAGGAGGAAAUAUGAAUAAAUUGCUGAAGUACACGCCGUGGUCAUUCAACAGAAAUCUUACAGAUUACUCUCAACUCACGAAGGAGGUAGAAAUGAUGCUCUGUGAUGAAAGACUUAUCUAUGAGCUAAGAUCGAUGCACUAGAUACAAAGUGCAUUGAGAUCGUGGUUAACAUCUCAUGUUAUUGGGAAUUCUCUUCUCCAAAGGAAAGUUUCACCUAAACUAUGAGCUAUAUUGUUCCAGAGAUUCGGAAAACUAUUCUUUAUAUUGCUAAUGACAACAAUCAGUGGUUAGGAGAUUACUCUAGAGAUCUCCCUGCCUUCUUGAAUGACCUCUUGACUGAUAAAAAUGCCGUGAUAUUUUUAACUGCACAGGCGUAAUGAGUAUCUUAUUUUGUUUAUCUGAUAACUUUGGUAAAACUAUUGGGUGGAUGUGGCUUGUUCCCAUGUAACUCAUCCACAGGCAACAACACAGUUGCCACAUCAAAUUAUGUCACGACAUAAUCCGUUGACUUCCUCAUCCCAUUCAUAUAAGUUAAUGUCUUUAUUACGAAUGAUAAGUUUUCAUACCGAUAUGGUUCAGAAAACUUCAGUUUACUGAUGAACAAUUUUCUGUUCCCCCAUUGUGUAUGCUUAGUCAUCUCACUACGUUAGUAUUUAUCUGUGUAACGUCAUAACUGUCAUCCGUAAGAGUAUACGUCGUCUUAGUGGAUAAUGGUUGUUGAACUCUUAUCAGGACUAAUUAUUGGUACAUAUUAUCUAUUCCUUUUCUUCUUACUUGGCCGAGGCAGUUUUACUUUCAAAAAUCUUUAUUAACCGUUAUCAUUUUCUUGUGUCAUUUGCCCUACUGACCUGCUCCGACUUGCCUUUCCUCCUGGUACGACCCUUCUUCAAGCAACCACAGCAUAGUCCCAUUCUCCUCGUAAAUCUUAGUCUUUUCGAGCCAGACAUUCCGAGAUAUCCUGCAUAGUUAUAAACUUGAUGCAAAACAUCACAUAUCAAACGCUUACUUGUUUUAACAACGCUGCGUUAUGCAUCUGCCUUGAUGGUUUGGUCCAUGUUCUGCUCUUAAUCUUGCACCAUGUUUCCUGUUAGGUCCUGUGAUUGGGGAAUUGAGGGAAACAUUUAACCGAUGGUCCUAACAAUCAUUAUUCCCCGAGUUUCUAUGUUCGAACUGAUCCUAUGGCCACUAAUUUCAUACAAGCCUACUCCGAAAGAAGAUGAAGUUAGAUGGUUAGCCUGCACAAUGCACGAUUAUUUGGAUAUAAACGGGAGGCGUCCAAGGCCUUAUGGCAUAGACGGUCUAAACAGAAUAUUAAAGAAUGGGAACAAAGACAAGCACAUGAAGGUCAUUCAUGAUUGAUUAGUUAUGACUCUCAUUAUCUCUGGCUAGGAAUCCAACACGCUGUUAGAAGAUUCUAUUACAAUUAUCCUUCUUCUGUCUAUCACCUUCCCGAUUUCUGCCAAUGGAUAUAAAAUUUCGGCAAACCUUGAUACUUGACUUAAUUUCUCUCAUUGGGUUUAAAUAUAAGAAAAACUAGGUUCUACCUCGUUUUUUUUUUAUAUACCCAGUCAACUUAACUCACUUUCUUUAUAGGCUGGUCAGCAAAUGUCUUUCAAUUGCUUCAAUAACUGAUAUAACAUUUAAUUUAUCUGUGUUGUUCAAAGAUGUUAAGAUGUUCUCAUCAUUUAGGCGAUUAUUCAAUGAGACAGUAAGGUGCUAUGAGGAAAUAAUCAGGCGAUCGUACGUUCACUGCCUUAAAACUGACAAAAUUAGUCAACAGUUCACCGGAUCAAUGCACAUAUUCACUGUUACUUAAUAAAUAGUCUAUCAUUAAAUAUGAAUGGAAUUGUCGAUACAACUUCUGUUCAAAUUGUUUCGGCCUUCAGUAUUCGAACGAAUGAAAGCAGGAACAAUCGAGUGUUGAUUCUGAAGUGGAAGGUGACUUGGUCGAACUAGACAAGCGGAGUGAACACAAUCCCAUCGCUUAUAAACAUUGACAAUGGUUCUUCUCUAUUUUUUCGUUCUGACCAAAAACGUUGAUCAAUACUUAGACUGUGGAAUGCUUUGUUACUCGUUACCUACAUCCAGCUUUGUCCGUGCAUUGUAUUUAAACAACUAACCGAUCAAAUAAAUAUGGAGGGGUUUU